AUGGAUGAACGAUCUAACUAUUCAAACCGUUUCGUACCUUAUGUCAAUGCAUAUUUCCAAUUUUAUCUUCUAGCUGGACUCACGUUUCAGUUCAUCCUUCUCUAUUUAAUUCGAAUGAAGUCACCAGCUAGUUUAGAUCAAUUGAAAUAUUUUCUUUAUAACACAUCAUGUGUUCAAAUUUUAGAAAUUCUGUGUGGCUAUUUCACACAACACAGAUCUCUUCCAAACAGUACUACAUUCGCUGUACUUGCAAACGGACCGUGUCGUUAUUUUGGUCCAGCUGUAUGUUUUAGCGGAUAUCAUAUUUUCUUGGGAGUCACUUUCUGUGUAGCAUUGUCCAUAUCUAAUACAGUAGUCUACAGAUUUCUAAUAUUGAGGAGAAGGGAUAUCACCAAAAGGCAUCUCAUUUACAUUAUCAUAUUUUCCUAUAUCCCUGGAAUAGUCACAAUGAUAAUUCCCUUCACAGAUAAUUGGGAUUUCCCUGUGGCAACUAACCAGACAUAUUCAGAACAUCCCACUUAUAAUCUAUCCUAUUAUGUCCCAUUCUCGGGUUUUGCAAACAUCAACAGCUCCCAAUUUUUAGCAGCCACUGCUGUUCUAGCUAUUGGAGCCUAUGGGAUUCCCAUGUGCUCAUUUCUUCUGACACGAAGCAUUUUGAAGCUAAUUCGAGCACAUAGUAAUUUGCCGACUCGCACCAAAGCACAGGCCAAGACACUAGUUCAUGGACUAGCUUGUCAAAUUCUGAUUCCUCUUCUAUGCUACAUCCCAAUAUUUUCGGUUUACUCGUAUUCUCAACUUAAUGGAAAAGAGAAUCUUGCUUCUGAACAUCUUCUGAUGAUUCUAACAUGUCUUCCUGCUCUUAUUGACCCAUUUAUCUCAUUCUACUUCGUAGUUCCCUACAGAAAUGCUCUUCUUCGAGUAAUUAUUAAUCGAAAAGAAGAUGAAAAGACGAGUACAAUGGCAAUGCCAUCUACAGUAUCCAUUCGACAAAUUUCUGUCAAUUUUUCCGUUCUUUUCCUGACCUUCUUCCACCAGAUAAGAUGUCUUCCGAAUUCCACCACCUACGCAGUCCUUCCACGUGGACCAUGUAGACUAUUAGGACCGAAUGCUUGUUUUGCCGGUUAUCACAUAUCACUUGCAGUGUCUAUGGGAGUUGCGUUAUCUAUUGCCAAUACUGUACUAUUUCGAUAUCUGCUUCUGAGAUUCCAUGGAUUCGGGAAAAAUCACUAUCUCACUAUGAUCGCACUUUGUUAUAUUCCAACUGUUUUCUUAGCGAUUGUCCCAUUUUUGGAUAAAUGGGAUUUUCAAAAAGCGCGAUCGUUUACCUACAAAGCACACUCCACAUAUGACUUCUCAAUCUAUGAACCAUUUCCUGGGUUCUCUAACAUUCAAUCAAUUCCAUUUCUCACUGCAACUGGUGUAGUUGCCAUCGGAGCAUACGUGAUUCCAUUCGGCUCUUUCUUUAUAAUAUUUUCAAUUUCAUCUCUAAUCAAAAGGCAUACAAGUAUGUCAGACAGAACAAAGGAAGUUGCCAAGAUGAUGGUUAAAGGUCUGGCAUUUCAAACUGUUUUGCCCUUCUUAUCCUACACACCGAUUGUUUCCUUCUACCUUUAUUCCCAAUUCACUGGAGAAGAGAUGCUCCUGACUGAACACUUCCUGAUGCUUUGCUCUGGAUUUCCUGCUCUAUGUGAUCCAUUCAUUUCGUGUUACUGUAUUCUUCCGUAUCGUCAAGCCAUCAUCAAAUACAUUUCAAGAAAAACAAGACGGGGAUCUGGAAGGCAUUCAAGAAGCUUGAACUCUGCAGAUCUAUCUGUUUUCAACGAUCAAUUGACUGUGAGAGCCGACGUAAUAUGUAUCGGCAACACGGGUCCCUUUUUCCGAACAUAUCAGCAACAAGAGCCACGUAUUCUUGUCAUUCAGCCAACAUCUUGGCUCGUUCCAUUUCUAAUUGGUGAAUCAUGGCCACACUACAAAAAACAGAAAAUAUCUGAACACACGGAUGCUUGUCUGUAG
This is a messenger RNA of Caenorhabditis briggsae, 2013 nucleotides long. NCBI's taxonomy places the organism in Eukaryota, Metazoa, Nematoda, Chromadorea, Rhabditida, Rhabditidae. The coding region runs from base 1 to 2013 and encodes 670 amino acids. The transcript is spliced from 10 exons. The record is from RefSeq and is a predicted model, not a curated record.